AUGAGUGUCCCCGCCACCUCGCCUUCGCCGCUGCCCAGCGAUGCGGCGAACGCAAAGCCCAUCCCAGCGACACGCGCCCGCCCGACUCCAAUCGCCGGCGCCGCCGACUCGCCGCGCGGCGCGUCGCCGUCCGGCUCGUCGUUUCGCCGUGCUGGCCGCAGCGUGACCGGUGUCAGCCUCGGCAUCGACGCCAACGGCCACAGCGCCGCUGAAGGCGACUCCAACUGGCGCACACGCGGCAGCGAGGUUGGAUCGCUGCCCAAGGGCCGGUCUGCCGGCCCGGAACGUACAGUGGGCGGCUUUGAGAAGCGUGAAGUCCGUGGCGCCGCUGCGGCAGCCAGCGCGCUCUCGGGAUCCAAGGAGAAAGCCGCGGCGCUCAGCCACGUCCCUUGCCGCUUCUUCAAGGCCGGCGCAUGCACUGCUGGAUCUAGCUGCCCAUUCUCCCAUGACCUCGGUGGCAAGCGUGAAGUGUGCCAGUGGUUCCUCAAGGGCGAUUGCAAGUUCGGUCACAAGUGUGCUCUCGCUCAUGUCCGCCCUGGUGAGCCCAUGUCGAUGGACAGACGGAACAAGAAGGACCAGCAGCGCGAGGCUCGCGAACGCCAUGGCGAUUCGCUGGGCCGCUCGAUGGGUGACGAUCUCGGAACGUCCCCGGCAACCAGCUUUGGUGCCCGCGCAUCGCCGAUCCCUACCCCCAUCUCGCACCCGGUCCCUAUCAAGUCGGCCAUCUCACAGUCGCUGCAGUCGGGAUCGAUCCAAUCGCCGAGCCGCUUUGCCUCGUCGCCGUUGCGCGAGCCGUACGGGCCUCCUGCGGCGGUGGUCGCAGGGUCGCCAUCGGCUGGGUUCAACCAGAACUCGCGACCCCUCAGUGGCGCCGCUGGCUUUGCGUCGUCGCCGUCGCGUCCGUCGCCCCUCUCGUCGUCGUUCAACGCCCGUGCCACCUCGGGCAUGUCGCUCAAGGGCAGCUCGUUGGUUGCAGCCCACUCGCCGCUUCGCCCGCCCGCUACAUCGGGCACGUUCUCGAGCUCAUUCUCGCACACGUCCGCGUCGGUCGACAAGUCGAGCGGCCAGCUUUCGGCGUCGUUUGCCGGCGGUGCGCGCAGCAUCUGGUCGCGUUCCGACACUCCCGACGAGCCCCUCCAUCCUGGCGGUACCAGCGCUCGCCGUGGCGUCCCUUCCGUCUCUGCCCGUCUCAUUACCGACGUGUUUGACGAGCACGAUGACCAUGGCGAGGACCUCUUGCCCUCUAGCCUCUCGGAACUCCUCACUCCCAAGGAGCGCGCCCGCCGCAUGUCCCGCAACGACAGCCACGACUCGUACGUUGGUUCGCCGGGUCGACAGAACUUUAUCAACCCGCACCAGUAUGUCGGUGCCGAGCGUCUUGCCCAGUCGGCCAACGCCGCUAUCCCUGCCGGUGGCUUCUUGCAGGCCUUGUGGAAGGAGGACGGCGGAGACGCCCGUGCCGGUGCCGAUGGCGAGACCGUCACUCCCCCUCCUGAGAGCGUCAGCACGCCGACCGGCACCACCCCUUCGGACCCGCUCUCGUUCGCCCCUUCGCAGCCCCAGCCUCAGCCGGCACUCCGCCAGUCCCUCCUGUCGCAGCAGCGCACGACGCCUGGCUCGCCCGGCGUCCAGAUCCGCCAGGUGGCCCCCGCUGUCGACGCGCCCUUCCUCAUCCGCGGCACCGACCCCAGCUCGCCCACUGCCCGUGUCCUUUCCGAGCACGCUCCGGGUCAGUCAUUGCCCGGUGGCCUCGCCGCGGCCCUCAGCCGCAUGCACAUGCAGCCCCGCGUUCCCUCGGGUCUCAGCGGGUCGGGUGCCCACGUCGCCACCCCGCCAGGCUUCAACUCGGCCGCUGCGCGCCGCGAGGACCACGACGAGGAGGCCCUGUUCCACAUGGACGGUUAA
Messenger RNA from Apiotrichum porosum, 1905 nucleotides. RefSeq lists its product as uncharacterized. NCBI's taxonomy places the organism in Eukaryota, Fungi, Basidiomycota, Tremellomycetes, Trichosporonales, Trichosporonaceae. Gene Ontology annotation, molecular function: metal ion binding; ubiquitin protein ligase activity. The transcript is spliced from 4 exons. Bases 1 to 1905 code for a protein of 634 amino acids. The record is from RefSeq and is a predicted model, not a curated record. Gene Ontology annotation, biological process: protein polyubiquitination.